AUGCCUGGAAAAGUUCCCGACAGCUCCUUGAAGCGGAAGCGCUCCAAAAGCGAGGAAAAGGCUAAGAAACGAGCCAAGUCAGAAAGCAGCGACGAGGGAGAUGCACAUGCCAACAUCCUGCUGCUCGAGAACGACAUAUUAGAGUCCAGGAAGAACUACAAUAAUAUAACAGCACUCCUGGAGAUCGCAAAAAAGAAGGACGAUUCCGAAUCGGCGUUGAUCGCGACAAUAUCACUAUGCAGAGUCUUCUUGCGACUACUAGCAUCAAGUAGCUUGACGAGGAACAGCGGCCAGUCAGAGAAGGAGAUUGUGGUUAUAAAUUGGCUCAAAGGCAGACUUGGAGAAUAUAAACAAGUUAUCCUCGCUGCGUUAUGUCAGGAUGAGACAGCAACAACAGGUUUGACACUGGCUAUGCGCAUCUUGAAAGCCGAGGGCCAAUACCUGAGCAACAAGGAGGAAUAUACCUUUCCCAAGGUAUUCUUGAAGGAUAUAGUGGAUGUGCUCAUUCUCAAUGGCUCAGAAGACAUGCGCCAAGAGUUUUGCGAAAAGUUCGUGGGCGAGUUUCGUGAUGUUCGCUUCUAUACAUUCAAGGCACUCAAAGAAAUUCUCUCAAAUGAGGACCAUGGCAGCUGUAAAGAGAGUCUCUUCGACAACGCGUUUGAUAUUCUCUCAUUCUUUGAAGAUGUACCAGCCAAAAAUGAGGACUUGGGCGGAUACUACCUGGAUGCGCCAAAGAAGAAGAACCACCCGGUGGUAUCACUCAGCCAACACCAGAGACGAGGACAGGAAGCUUGGCUUGCUCUCUUGGGUCUUGGGCCAAAUCGAGACCAAAGGAAGAAGGUGCUUGGCAUCAUGACAACGUCCAUCGCACCUUGGUUCACAAAACCAGAGCUUCUUGCCGACUUUUUGACCGACUCGUACGACUCCGGGGGAACCGUGUCGUUGCUCGCUCUUUCCGGUGUCUACUAUCUCAUACAGCACAGAAACUUGGACUACCCUUCAUUCUACCGAAAGCUAUAUUCGUUGCUGGAUGCCGACAUUCUCCACUCCAAACACAGAUCAAAAUUUCUGAGACUCUUGGAAACUUUCCUGGCCUCAACUCAUUUGCCGGCGGCCCUUGUCGCCAGCUUCGUCAAGAAGAUAUCCAGACUGUGUUUGAAUGCGCCACCAGCGGCAAUAGUCGCCGUGAUUCCGUGGAUCUACAAUGUGUUCAAGAGUCACCCACAGUGCACAUUCAUGAUUCAUCGUGUACCGCGAACACCAGAAGAUAAGGCAUUGAUAGAGACAGAGGGGCUUGCUGACCCUUUCAUCGCCGACGAGCAAGACCCCAUGGAGACACAAGCUAUUGAUAGCUGCUUGUGGGAGGUGGUCCAGCUUCAGUCGCACUACCACCCGAAUGUUGCGACUAUCGCGAAAAUCAUAUCGGAGCAAUUCACGAAGCAGUCGUACAACAUGGAAGAUUUCCUGGACCAUUCAUAUAGCAGUCUCCUCGACGCGGAGCUCUCGAAGCACGUCAAGAAAGCGCCAGUGGUGGAGUUUAUGAUACCGAAGAGAAUCUUUUUGCCUCAAGAUUCAGAAUCUGGAGUUGAAGCCAAUCUCCUCACCAAGCUCUGGGAUUUCAAUUAA
Molecule: messenger RNA, 1626 nt
Organism: Pseudomassariella vexata
Lineage: Eukaryota; Fungi; Ascomycota; Sordariomycetes; Amphisphaeriales; Pseudomassariaceae
Product: nucleolar complex protein
Exons: 3
Coding region: 1-1626 (541 amino acids)
Biological process (GO): ribosome biogenesis
Cellular component (GO): nucleolus; Noc4p-Nop14p complex; small-subunit processome
Source: RefSeq, a predicted model, not a curated record